UCUUCUUUUUUUUGGCUGGAUAUCAAUGUCGUAUGUGUAUUAUACAACAUUCCCUGCCCCAGACAUAGUAUUGCAUGUAAGUAGUCAUAUUUAAUCGAUGACUUUAGAUGUACAAAUAGUUGAAUUUGUUCAGUCAAGAUACACAAGAAGCCCACAGGAGAUGGCCAGUGGGGUCCGAGACAGCGUGACAACCAUAUGUGCGGAUUUACAGAUCAGAUUGCUAAUGUAAGAAAUGUAGCAUUAUAUUGGAAUAGCUAGUUACUCUCUCAGAAAUGCUACUGGGAUGUUCAGUUUUAUCUGUGACACCAUGGCUUGGACUGAGGAGACUAGCCAACCAACCAGCUCAGGUGGUCAAUGCACUAUUUAGAAAGAGAGAUAGAGAGUGAUGGGCAUCAGCUUUUAUUGAAGACCAGCAAUUACUGUACACCAACAUGAUGUGGUACACUGAUGGCUGGAUGUCUUUAGAACUGUACUGUGAUGUGACCUAUUGCAAUGGACUCUGACAAGGGUGGGAGAAAGAUGCUUAGGUCUUUCAGACAGAGAAGUGUCAGUAUGUAUAUUAAGCUUGGUGUGAGAAACCAUUUCUGAGAAGUUGUGGGGAGCUGUGCAAAUAGCUGUUCUGCGACCUCAUGAGUGGAUGUGCAUCUGCAUUUAUAAUGUACAUGCAUGUAGUUCAGAGGUCUGUAUUUCUUCUGUUUUGUCUUGUGAUGUGUAGGCUACCUAUUGUCUUGUUACUUUGAACUACAUCUUGUACACGCAGAGUGAUAUAAAAAUAAAAACAUAUUAUUAUUGAGAAUGUAUAGAAACAACCAUCUCACUUUCAUGGAUUGCAUGUGUGUGUGUGUGUGUCUGUGUGUGUGUGUCUCUUGAGUUUACUCCACAUGAGAAGAAGCAGUUGGAAACCAUGAGGAUACACAAGAAUGACGUCCUGGAUGAUAUUCAGAAGCUGAGGCUGGAAAUUGAGAACGUCAUGAGUGAGAUUGAGAACAUGGCUUCUGAUGAGGAGAACAAAUCAGCUGUGCGGACUAAGCGAUUCCUUUGUGGGAAGAAGAAGUUUAACAUGGAUCCAAAAAAGGGUAUCCAGUAUCUGGUGGAUAAUUGCCUAUUGGAAUGGACACCUGAGGCAGUGGCAGAAUUCCUUUAUAAAGAGGACGGCCUUAACAAGACUGCCAUUGGAAACUUCCUAGGAGAGAGAGAAGACAUGCAUCUUAGGAUUCUGAAAGCUUUUGUGGACCUUCAUGAGUUUUCCGACCUGAAUUUAGUGCAAGCACUGAGGCAGUUCCUGUGGAGUUUUCGUCUUCCUGGUGAGGCCCAGAAAAUUGACCGCAUGAUGGAGGCCUUCGCAACUCGCUACUGCAACUGUAAUGCAGGCGUCUUUCAGUCCACUGACACCUGCUAUAUCCUGUCCUUUGCCAUCAUCAUGCUGAACACCAGCCUGCACAACCCCAACGUGAAGGACAAGCCCAACCUGGAUCGCUUCAUCAGCAUGAACCGAGGCAUCAACAACGGGGGCGACCUGCCCAGCGACCUCCUCACGAAACUGUAUGAGAGCAUUCACAAUGAACCAUUCAAAAUCCCUGAGGAUGACGGCAAUGAUCUCACACACACAUUCUUCAAUCCAGACCGAGAGGGGUGGUUGCUAAAAGAGGGGGGCAGGGUGAAAACGUGGAAGAGAAGGUGGUUCAUUUUGACCGACAGCUGUCUCUAUUACUUUCAGUACACUGCGGACAAAGAGCCUAAAGGGAUAAUUCCAUUGGAGAACCUCUGUGUGGAUGAGGUGGAGGAUCCUCAUAAGCAGUUCUGUCUGGAGCUGUCCAGCCCCCAGGGGAAGAAGAUCAAGGCCUGCAAGACUGAGACGGAUGGCAAAGUGGUCAUGGGGAAGCACCAGUCCUACCGCAUCAGCGCGUCCACCGCCGAGGAGAGGGACGAGUGGAUCAAGUCCAUACGGGCCAGCAUUACUAAGGACCCCUUCUAUGACUUGGUGUCAGCACGCAAAAAGAAGCUUGCCAGCAAUGUGGAAACCCAUGACUGAACACCUCAAGACCAAAUAGCCCUACUUGCUUAGAGGUCACCACGAGGGGGCCUCUUGAGCUGUUAAUGUUUGUAGAUUAAAACCCACAGGUGUCAAACCAGUCUGUGCUUGAAGAAGUGCUUCCGGAAGGCGCCAUGAUGCUAUUUUAUCCUCCAGCUGAGAGGACAGAGGUACUGGAAGUGAUGGUCAGCACUAGAGGUGGAAAACAAGUGGCGUGAUGUUUCACAGGUCUCACCCUCACAAUUUGCCACCUCAAAAGUUCUCACAGUUGCUUGUGAAUAGAAGCUAAAUUGGGGUGAUCUAGACCUACACAGCUCUCAUAAUUUACUGUUCUUGGAACGCCAAAGCUACAAUUUCUAUACUAAAGUGACAUCAUGAAGAAUGUUAUUUUUAAUUUAUUUAACCAUUUUUGGAAAAUGCUAAUGUUGAUCUUUUUUUUGAAGGAUUCUAUCUUGGUAACAUAAAACAUGUUUUCAAUGGGAUAAUGUCAAAUAAUUGUAUAAAUGUCAAAUAUUGUCAUGACUGUAUAAAAGUUUUUUAAUCAUAUUUUACAGUCAGCAAUGUAUGUAAAUAAGCUGUUUACAGAGGGUGUUAUGACGUCAUCCCCAAAAUGUCAUUAAUUUUUGUACAUAAUUAUUGGUUUAUUUAAUAAAUAGAUAUAAAUGACCACA
Molecule: messenger RNA, 2703 nt
Organism: Alosa sapidissima (American shad)
Lineage: Eukaryota; Metazoa; Chordata; Actinopteri; Clupeiformes; Clupeidae
Product: cytohesin-3-like
Exons: 13
Coding region: 905-2032 (375 amino acids)
Biological process (GO): regulation of ARF protein signal transduction
Molecular function (GO): guanyl-nucleotide exchange factor activity
Source: RefSeq, a predicted model, not a curated record